ACGGGCUGUUCGAAUGCAAGAAGCUAUUCGCACGCCACCUGGACAACCGUGCUGUGCGUUUCUUUGCGCCAUCGAGGCGGUGACAGUGUGGGACGGGCUCGCCUGCAGCCGUAACACGUAGCGCCAUGUUGGGGCUCCUGUUUAUGACGUUGUGCUGGUGUGGGCCUGGCCAGGGUCUGGAGAAUGUCAUCCCUCAAGCGGUCCCAAACUAUGUCGCCGCUGCCAGAACGUUAGUCAACACACACACUGUACAGAGCCUCUUCCUGAGCCCCUCGGCCACCCAAGUUAUAAAAAACACUUUAUCAAUUCCUACCACCGUGUUGAACUUCAUAGAUCAGAACGAUAUCAACUACGUGGUAGGGGAUGUUGGCACACUGAAGCCGGAUAUAAAGGUGCGUCCUGUUCAGAAUCUUGUACUGGCGGACACGCGACCUUCGCCACCAGGCCGAGGCCCACGACCUGUAAAAGAUGACGAUGCUAACAUUUCCCCCUACUGGGUCGACCCCCAGGGCCGACCACCCAGCCAAGCACCAGCCACACGCCCCGAUGACCUAGCACCCAGUCCUCCCACCUGCAGGCCCCAGGAAAGCGAGGUGCCGCCUGUGGAUUGCAAAUCUCCUCCAAAGUACCGUACCAUCGAUGGUCGCUGUAACAACCUGCUGAACCCUCACCUGGGCACCCCGGGCCAGCCCAUGCCACGCAUCCUGCCUCCUGUCUACGACGAGGCGUUGAUGAGGACUCGGUCAGCAGCUGGAGGUCUCCUGCCCAACCCCCGGGUGGUGAGCCUGGUGGUGCGGGAGGGGCCCUUGGCCUCCUUCACUAAUUACAACCUCCUCCUGAUGCAGCUCGGCCAGAUCAUCGACCAUGACAUGAGCGUCAGCGCUCUCGUCAAGAGUCCUGAAGGUUCGCCGAGGAAGUGUGGCGACUGUAGCUCUUGGAAGGACCCGGUGUGCGCCCCCAUUAACAUCCCUGACGACGACCCCCACAUGCAGGCACGCAACCCUAGCACCGGCCAGCGCAGGUGCCUUCCCUUCUUCAGGAGUGGGGCCGUGGGGAGCCGGGAUAGCCAAGGUCGACCCUCCCUCGACCAGAUCAACACCCUCACAGCCUUCCUCGACCUGUCCACGGUGUAUGGGAGCGACGAGUGUCGGGAGCGGGACCUAAGGCUGUACUCCGGAGGACUCUUGAUCGAGCUGAAGGCGGGAAGAGGCAAGGGGACCGGCGGAGUGAUGCCCGCAGUGGAUGCAAAGCACUUCGAGGAUUGUCGCACCGAUUAUAAGAAAUGUUUUCUUGCUGGCGACGACAGGAGCAAUGAACAUCUGGGACUGCUGGUGAUGCAUCAGCUUCUGUUCAGGGAACACAACCAUCUGGCCAGCCUCUUUGCCAAACUCAACCCCCACUGGAAUGACGAGAGGCUCUACCAGGAAGCUCGUCGGCUGAACGUCGCCAAGUUCCAGCACAUUGUGUACUCAGAGUUCCUGCCGCUACUCCUGGGCAAGAACAAGAUGGCAGAGUACCGCCUCAUUCCUGAGAAAUCUGGCUAUUACCAGGGUUACGACCAGCGGGUCAACCCUGGCGUACUGAACGAGUUCGCCAAUGGCGUUUUCAGGAUGGGACACACCAUGAUCCCGGACUUCCUGAACCUGCUAGACCACAACUACCUCCCUGUUGCCUCGGUCCCCCUCGUCCAGACCUUCAACAACGCCUCCUUGGCAGUCCUGCCCGGGAUGUGCGACAAGGUGCUCAGAGGGCUGCUGGGCACGCGACUCCGGCCUGUGGACAUGCGUCUGGUCACCACCAUUCUCGACCACCUCUUCCAGGGGCGCCAGAUCCCUCCCCAGGACCUCUUCUCCAGGAACAUCGCCAGAAGUAGAGACCACGGGAUUGGGCCAUACAUCAGGUACAGAGAGGCGUGCGGCGGGGGGCUCGCGACCUCCUUCGACGACCUCCUCAAAGUAAUGACCCAGCAAGCUGCCUCUGUCCUCAGAAAAGCUUACGCCCAUGUGGAGGAUAUUGAUCUCUUCCCCGGAGGCCUGGCUGAGACUCCCGUGGCAGGAGGCAUGUUGGGACCCACUUUCUCCUGCAUCAUCGCCUACCAGUUCCUAAACACUCGACGAGGUGACAGAUUCUGGUACGAGAACAUUGACGCAGGGUUCACAUUAGAGCAGCUGAAUGCUGUGCGCUCCUCGUCCUCCCUGGCGCGGCUCCUGUGUGUUAAUAUGGACGACCUCGACGCAUUGGUCCCGCAGAACAUCUUCCUAAUUCCUUCCAAGAGAGAAAAUCCUCUUGUGGCUUGUGACCAUCUGCCCUCGAUUGACCUGAACCUGUGGGAGGAGCUUCACUACAAGCAGGAUAUAGAUUGUACCUACGAGGGCCAACUUCAUCCUACAGGCAGAUUCGUAAAUGUCUCACCGUGUCUCACCUGUCAGUGUCAGUUUGACGGUCUGAUGCACUGCAAGCCUCAACUGUCGGGCUGUGGCCACUUACAGGACGACGAGCAUUGCAGACUGUUGUGUUGAGCUAGUCAGGGAUAGUGGUGCAGACGACCAUUCUCGUGCCUGCUCUCCCCUCAAAGAAAACGAAGAUUUUUAGCUAUAUUCUUAACAUAAAGGGGAAACCUUCCUAAAGACACAAAGGCUGUAGAUUUGGUUUACUUUACAAAUUGUAUACAUCUAAAAUAUGACUAAUCAAAACUCGGUUCUAAAAUUGGAAGAUGUUUUAGAAGUGUAAUAAUCGCUGUUAUUAAUCAGUGCUGUGUGCAUGUAUAAUUAAUGUAUAUAAAUGUUGUAAGUUAA
Procambarus clarkii (red swamp crayfish) is the source of this 2795-nucleotide messenger RNA. Its product is annotated as salivary peroxidase/catechol oxidase. The record is from RefSeq and is a predicted model, not a curated record. NCBI's taxonomy places the organism in Eukaryota, Metazoa, Arthropoda, Malacostraca, Decapoda, Cambaridae. Gene Ontology annotation, biological process: response to oxidative stress. Gene Ontology annotation, molecular function: heme binding; peroxidase activity.